Protobothrops mucrosquamatus (brown spotted pit viper) is the source of this 1050-nucleotide messenger RNA. It is a transcript of the gene NFKBIL1, whose product is annotated as NFKB inhibitor like 1. Gene Ontology annotation, biological process: canonical NF-kappaB signal transduction; negative regulation of toll-like receptor signaling pathway. The record is from RefSeq and is a predicted model, not a curated record. The transcript has 4 exons. Gene Ontology annotation, cellular component: nucleus. Gene Ontology annotation, molecular function: protein binding. Lineage: Eukaryota; Metazoa; Chordata; Lepidosauria; Squamata; Viperidae. The coding region runs from base 1 to 1050 and encodes 349 amino acids.
AUGGCAUUGAGGUACCAGCGUCGCUUAUGGCGCUACGUGGAACGUGGCCGCCGUCACAAGUUGCGCAGACUCCUGCGGCAUCACAGAGAAGUCCUGGACCUGGGCAAAACGAAGGGACACAGAAACCACACACCCCUGCACCGAUGCUGUGCCCUCCUGGACCACAAAGCUGCCAUCCUUUUACUGAAGUACGGGGCAGACCCCUCUCUCCCAGACUACCGUGGAGACACAGCUCUGCAUUUGGCUGCCCGGCAUGUAGCACAUGGAGGAGACCGUGUGUAUGAAGAUCUGUUUGUACCCUUGCGAAUCCACUGUCCAUCUGCCAUGAGCAUCAAGAAUAAAGCUGGAAAAACCCCAGGAGAUCUCUUGAACACAGCAGCAGAAGAGAAAUGGUGUCCCAAGGAAACACUUGAGGAAAGUGUGUCAGAACGUGAGGCUGAGAGAGAGUGGAGAAGCAAGCUUCGCAAUGAAUGGGAGGACGAGUUUCAAGAGACCCCAUGGCAGCAUGAAGAAGAUUUCUCUACUGGUCCCAACUCAGAAACGUUCGAGGAAUGGGCUGAUCGCUUACACCGGGAAUACAGGCAAAAACGUAGGCAAGAAGAGGAACGGCGUCACCGAAGGCCCAAAAAAGAAGCUCCAAAGUCUUCCAUUCAACUCCAGCACCUCCUGGAGCAAGAGCACCUGGAGUACCUAAAACGUGCCCAAGCCAAGGAAGAAGAGGUUCAGUCAGCCAAGAGAAGACGUUACGAGGAAGGCUGCAGCCGAGUCUUCUCCUCAGACAGUUCACGUCCGUUGUCUUACAAGGACAUUCCCUGGCCAACUUCGACUGGGACUCCUGAGGAAAUGGCCACAGCAGCCCUUCGUGGCGUAGACCCUUCAGACGAAAGAGCUUAUCGGCGCUUCCUCCGGCGUCAGCAGGCUCUGUGGCACCCGGACAAGUUUGCACAACGUUGCGGCACACGCUUGGCUGAACAGGAUCGCCAUCGGAUCUUGGACACUGUCACAGCAUUGUCCCAAGCUUUCAAUCGCUUGGCUGAAGCAGCCAAAUAA